Periophthalmus magnuspinnatus is the source of this 12035-nucleotide messenger RNA. RefSeq names its product heparan sulfate proteoglycan 2 (gene hspg2). The transcript has 87 exons. Gene Ontology annotation, biological process: cell-cell adhesion. Gene Ontology annotation, cellular component: cell-cell junction. NCBI's taxonomy places the organism in Eukaryota, Metazoa, Chordata, Actinopteri, Gobiiformes, Gobiidae. Bases 331 to 11517 code for a protein of 3728 amino acids. The record is from RefSeq and is a predicted model, not a curated record. Gene Ontology annotation, molecular function: cell adhesion molecule binding; calcium ion binding.
CCCUUUCAGCAGAAGCACUCCCUGAAUUCCACUCCGCCUUUUUGCCCACACUCUGCCCCGGCUCCAGUCACUCACCUCAGCGCGCAAGUCCAACUUAGUUCCGCGCUGCGCCAGAAAGAAAAAACCAAAAUAUCCUCAACUCCUGCAGCGUUAUUCUCCUCUUUUUGCAGCAAGGAUCCGUAUUUUUACCUGUUGAUGUGGUCCUACCGGGUGUGGGACGGUAGAAAAGUGUGAAAGAGGCACCACUCCGACGCGCAGGAGCGGUGAAGGGACAUUUUCGCUUCCAAUCCCCCCAGCGUUAACAGCUCGGUGCUGGGUUGCAGUUGGAAAAUGACCACUUCUCCUACCGCUUCGUUUUAUGGACUAACCCUGUGCUUGCUCCUCUCAUGCCACCUGGUCACGGUGUCCCGGGCUUCUAAGGUGUGGGGGGAGGUCCCGGUGCCGGAGGAUUUGGAGGCGGAGAAAAAGGUGCAGGCGUCGCACAGUUUACUGGACGAUGACGAAGACUUUGCAGCUGAUGAAGCUUCAGGAGAUCUGCCCAGUGGAGAGGAUGAUGGCAGCGCCCCCUGGCCCCCGGCUGUCUCAACGCCCUGGCUGGACUCUUCACACAUGGGGAGCAUACAGAGCCCUUUUGAACAAAACUACAUUUAUUACCGAGCUCUUGUUAACUUCACGGACUCUCUGGUGUGGACCCCGGACUUCGACGACAUCUUCUCUGCUGCCUACACUGAACUUUCUGACGCAGUGGUUGAUACGCUCGAGUCGGAAUACAACAAGAUCCCAGGUAUCCAGACGGUCGGCGUGGUCCUCAUCAAGAAAGUAGUCCGAGACAAUGGCGUGGAUAUAUUUGUGGAGCUGGACGUAGGAUCAGAUUACAACCAUAAAGAUGAGCAGAUCCGCAGUGUUCUGUACAACGUGGUGAAAGAGGGCGCCAUCGCGUCCUACGUCACCUCCGUACAGGGCUUUCAGUUCAGACGUCUCGGAGAAGUGACCCCUAGUAUCAGGCCGUGCAUGCCGGACGAGCACCGGUGUAGUGAUGGAACCUGCAUCAUUAUGGAAUAUCUGUGUGACAACAGACCAGACUGUACAGACAUGAGUGAUGAGCUCAACUGUGAAACCACGCCUCCUGUUAUCCCAGUGACUGCUGGUCCUGUCGCCACCACCACCCCUGCACGGAGGCCCACAUACCCGCGCCCAUGCAGAGUGGACCAGGCCACGUGUCAGAGUGGAGAGUGCAUCCCCCGAGACUACAUCUGCGACGGCCAGAGGGACUGUUCAGACGGCUCAGAUGAGUUCAGAUGUGGGACCCCCUCUCCGUGUGAGCCCAAUGAGUUCAAAUGUAAAAAUGGCCGAUGUGCUCUUAAACUGUGGCGCUGUGAUGGAGACAACGACUGUGAGGACAACUCUGAUGAACUCGACUGUCCCACGAAGGGUCCCAGUGACAGAUGUGCUCCGGAGCAGUUUGAAUGCCUCAGUGACCGCACCUGUAUCCCGGCCAGUUAUCAGUGCGAUGAGGAGCCCGACUGCCCCGACCGAUCUGAUGAGUACGGCUGCACUGCUCCAUCGGUGAUCAGCCCACCGGAGGAGUCGGUGCAGGCGGCGCGAGGGUCCACGGUCACCUUCACCUGUCAGGCCACUGGUGUCCCCACCCCCAUCAUCACCUGGAGACUCAACUGGGGACACAUCCCAACCAGUGCCAGGAUCACCAUGACGAGUGAAGAUGGGCGUGGCACUUUGACCAUUCGAGAUGUGAAGGAGACGGACCAGGGAGCCUACACCUGUGAAGCCAUCAACGCUAAAGGCCUGGUGUUUGGGAUUCCCGAUGGAGUACUCACUUUAACCACCACCUCCAACCCAGGAAAUUGUCCCGAUGGUCAGUUCACCAUGGAUGGUCGCUGUGUGCCCUGCUUCUGUGCUGGAGUCACGAAGAACUGCAAAGCCACUGGCCGCUACCGUGACCAAAUCAGCCUGCGGUUCACUGAGGAGGAUGACUACAAAGGUGUGAAUGUUAGUUUCCCAUCGCGGCCAGGGACUCCUCCUCUGUCCUCUACUCAGCUCCUGAUAUAUCCAGAGGAGCGAGAGUUUCAGCUUGUCGAUCUGUCGAGACGCUUCCUCAACCUGGACUCUUUCUGGACUCUACCACGACAGUUUCUCGGCAACAAGAUCGACUCGUAUGGAGGCUCACUGAAGUACAAAGUGCGUUACACUCUGGCCCGUGGUCUGUCUGAGCCUGUGGAGAAGCCUGAUGUGACAAUAGUGGGAAAUGGACGCAGACUUGUGUAUCGCAGAGGCAGCCCCACUCCUGCCAGAGUGUCCAACUCAAAAGACAUCAAGUUCACCGAGCAAAACUGGCAGCACUCCAAUGGCCGCCCUGUGAGCCGAGAGGAGCUGAUGAUGACUUUGGCCAAUCUGGACAGCAUCAACAUCCGAACCAUCUACGACAACCACAUGGUCAGCGUUGCCCUUAGCGACAUCCUCAUGGACACCACCAACGUAGAGUUCAGGACCUCUGGCCAUGCCAAAGAGGUGGAGGAAUGCAGAUGCCCUCCCGGAUACACUGGUUUGUCCUGUGAGAUGUGCUCCGCUGGUUUUGAGCGUGUUCCUGGAGGCCUGUACCUGGGCACCUGUGCAGGCUGCAACUGUAACGGACACGCCAGCGCCUGCGACCCGGUCAACGGACACUGUCUGAGCUGCCAGCACAACACAGAGGGCCCUCAGUGCGAUAAGUGUCGCCCGGGUUACUUCGGUGACCCGACCCGUGGUCGCCCCGAUGACUGCAAACCCUGCCCCUGCCCGUACUACGAGACCUCUCGACGGUUUUCAGAUACAUGCUUUUUGGACAUUGACCAACAAGCAACAUGUGACGCCUGCAGGCCUGGAUACACUGGAAGACGCUGUGAAAAGUGUGCACCUGGUUACCAGGGUAACCCCCUCCAACCCAAUGGAAAAUGUGUUCCUACCUCCAGCAUCUCCACAUGUGAUAACAGAGGAUCCAUCAGCUCCAGCAGCCGGCCCUGUAACUGCAAGAACAACGUGGCAGGGGCUCAGUGUGAUGAAUGUAAGCCUGGCUCCUUCCACCUCUCCGAGGCCAAUCCCGAGGGCUGUCUGCAGUGUUUCUGUAUGGGUGUCACCAAGCAGUGCGCCAGCUCCACUUGGAACAGAGAUCAAGUGCGUGGAGGAGUAAAUGGGCAACUCUUCACUCUAUCGAAUAGUGCCAACACUAAAACUAUUUCUCAAGGCAUCACUCAAAGAGGCACCUCGGAAAUCACCUACCGCUCCUUUUUGGAUAGCGACGUUUACUUCUGGGUGCUGCCACAGAGCUUCAGGGGAGAUAAGGUGACAGCAUAUGGAGGAGAGUUGCGUUACACAGUGCGGUUUGAGCCCAGGCAGCGCUCCCUGAUCAUCGACGGUCAGCCAGAUGUGGUUCUCCAGGGAAAUGGCAUCUUCUUGGAGCAUUUUUCUAAAACCAAACCAGCUGCACGUGUUCCACAAACCAUCACCGUGACCUUCAGAGAGUCUGCCUGGAGAAGAGCAGAUGGACAGCCCUGCACCCGUGAGCACCUUCUGAUGGCACUUGCUGAUAUUACAGUCUUCAUGAUCCGAGCCACUUACGCGGACAACAUGGCUGAAAGCAGUAUUUCUGAUAUUAAAAUGGAUAUCGCUGUCCCUCACUCCACUGGUAAUGAACGUGCACUGGAGGUGGAGCAGUGCGCUUGUCCACAGGGAUACAGAGGACCGUCCUGCCAGGAGUGCGCUGAAGGCUACACCCGAACCAGCUCUGGACUCUAUCUGGGCACAUGUGAGAGGUGCGACUGCCAUGGACACGCUAGCAGCUGUGAUCCAGAGACAGGCGCAUGUUUGCAAUGUCUUCACAACACCGAAGGACCAAGAUGUGACCGCUGUCAGACUGGCUACUAUGGAAACCCGGCAAGAGGUGGGGCCCAGGCCUGCCAGCCCUGCCCCUGUCCAGGAACUGCAUCCAGCAACCAAUUCUCAGCCACUUGCUACAUGGACUCAGAUGGUCAGCCGACAUGUGACAGCUGUCUUCCUGGUUACUCUGGUCGCCGCUGUGAGAGAUGUGCCCCAGGAUACUAUGGAAACCCACUGCUAGGACAGAGGUGCUCUGACAAUACACUCAAUGGUAACUGCUACAACUGUGACCAAGGUGGAAGUGAAGGCUGUGUUGGUAGUGUGUGCCGCUGCAAGAUGAAUGUUGAAGGCCCGUCCUGCUCCAGCUGUAAACAGGGGACCUUCCAUCUCAGUCCCCAGAACAAAGAUGGCUGCCUGUCCUGUUUCUGCAUGGGCGUCACUCAGCAGUGCUACAGCUCCACCUACUACAGGGAUGUGGUGACUUCAGUGUUCACUCCAGGAAAUUUCCAGGGUUAUGCUCUGGUAAAUCGUCAGCGCACCACUCGUAUAUCCACCGGUUUCACUGUCGAGAUUUCCACAGCCGGAACUCAGCUUUCCUACAGUAACUUCGACUAUGUGGGACAAGAGCCUCACUACUGGCAGCUGCCUGGAGCCUUCCAAGGAGACAAGAGUGAUUCGAACUCGCCCCAUGAGCAGUUAAAGAAGGACGCUUAUGUCUGGGACCUAAUGGAUGCAGAGCGUAAAGGCCGAAAGAAAUCCAAGCGAGCCGCACAGAACUGGGACCUGGAUCACGAAGUGUGGGCCCUCAUGAAUAACUUCUCCAACGGAAGAGGGCGCUCUGCUGUCCUGAUUCCCUCCUCUGCCUCUAAAACAUCACAUUUCUCCUCUUCUUCUUCGUCUUCUUCAUCCUCCUCUUCUUCCUCUUCAUCUCGAGUCCCGACCCCCUCCUCUUCUUCUGGUCGAUGGUCUUUACGAAGUUUAAGUUUUCCCUCCUCUCCGUCUGGUACCCUCUCUGCUGUCAAACCCACUAGACCCCAGUCCUACUCCCCUGGCCAUCGCGAUCAGAGUAAGAACACAGUGAGCAAGACGGUGGUUAGUUCGUCCGGAGAUCAGUACACUCUGGUCUACAAAGGUUUCAGCUCAAACCAGGAUGAGCCUCUGUUCUGGCAGCUCCCAGCGCAGUUCACUGGGGACAAGGUGGGUUCAUACGGCGGUAAGCUCAAAUACACCAUCUCCUAUGUGGCCGGGCCCAGAGGAACGCUACUGGAUGACGCCGAUGUGCAGAUUAUUGGCAAUGACAUCACGUUGGUUGCACGGAAGCCUUGGAGCAGGAGGCAGCCCGGGAGCAGAGAGACUCAACAGUUCGAGAUCGUCUUCAGGGAGGAACACUGGAGUCGACCCGAUGGGAUGCCAGCCACUCGGGAGCACUUGAUGAUGGUUCUGGCCGAUCUGGACGACAUUUUGAUCCGUGCCUCGUACUCCACAGAGAUGCGCUCCUCCAGUAUCUCCGACGUCAGCAUGGAGGUGGCUGUGCCCAACUACAGCGGACUGGCCCAGGCUCUGGAGGUGGAGCAGUGCCGCUGUCCCCCCGGAUACCAGGGACUCUCCUGUCAGGACUGUGCUCCUGGAUACACCCGCACUGGUGGAGGCCUGUACCUGGGACACUGUGAACUCUGUGAAUGCAACGGACACUCAGACUCCUGUCACCCCGAGACCGGCAUCUGCUCCAGCUGUCUCCACAACACUCAGGGCGAGCUGUGUGAGCAAUGUGCCCCCGGCUUCUUUGGGGACCCCACAGUCGGAACCCCUGAGGACUGCCAGCCCUGCGCCUGCCCACACACCGACCCUGAGAACCAAUUUUCCCCCACCUGCGAGAGCCUUGGAAACGGAGGUUAUCAGUGCACCGCGUGUCAGCCCGGAUACACUGGCCAGUACUGCGAGCGCUGUGCUCCUGGAUACGUCGGCAACCCGCAGGCCAGAGAGAAGUGUCGGCCCUAUGACGCGGCUGCCUCUCUGGUGGUUAAGGUGUAUCCCGAGCGUGUGCAGGCAACUCCAGGGGGCACUGUGACUCUCAGGUGCCAGGUGUCUGGCCCGUCUCCACACUACUUCUACUGGUCCAGAGAAGAUGGACGACCAAUCUCCUACACCGCAGAGAGACACAGACAAGGAGCAGAGCUGUACUUCCCUAAUGUGAGCCCGAGCGACGCUGGAGUUUACAUUUGUACCUGCAAAGACCAAAGGAGCACCAACAGAAGCCACGCUGAAAUCAUCGUCACCAGUGCUCCAUCCAAACCCAUUGAAGUGACAGUGGAGGAGCCCAAAUCCCAGACAGUGAGGGUUGGAGCGACCAUCAGUUUCAUCUGUACUGCAAAGAGCAAGUCCCCCGCCUACACGUUGGUCUGGACUCGGCAAGGCAACGGGAAACUUCCGAAUCGUGCCAUGGACUUUAACGGCAUCCUGACCAUCCACAAUGUCCAACCGGAGGACGCCGGAGUGUACGUCUGCACCGGCUCCAACAUGUUUGCCAUGGACGAGGGCCGUGCCAUCCUCUACGUGCCAGAGGCCUCACAGACUCAGAUGUUUUACACAGCCUAUGAAAUGUUUGAAGGACACAGAAAGCCAGCAGAAGGCGUUCAGCCCGUAGCCUCGGUCAGCCCCUCAGUGUUGAACGCGCAGCAGGGGCACAGAGCUGAGUUCCGCUGCACUGGGACGGGCAACCCCACUCCUGCGGUCGAGUGGAUAGUUGCCCCGGGUAACAGGAUGAGUCCCCGGGCGCUGAUCCAGGGCGGGCUGCUGUCCUUCUCUGCUGUGGAUGUGUCUGAUGAGGGAGAGUACAUCUGCAAGGCCCUGAAUACUCACGGGGAGCACACCGCCAGAGCCUCUCUCUAUGUACAAAAGUCCAGUCCAAGUGGUUUAGGUACACAGCCUCAGGUCCAGGUGAGUCCACAGUCUGCAGACGUCCAUGAAGGAGACACUCUGAGGUUGUACUGCAGAGCGACAGGAUCCCCCACUCCCACACUCACCUGGUUGAGAAACGGAGGACCUGUGCCCGCCCAGGCCAUUCCCUCUCACGGUUUUCACCAGUUUAAAAGCAACAGUCUCGAUGUGUUACAGAGACGUAUUGGAGAACUGCAGGCUCGUAUGGACCGCACGGACAUCGGGACUCUGCUCAUCCCGAACAUGAGGAUGUCUGACUCUGGGGUCUACAUGUGUGUGGGCAGCAACAGCGCCGGCUCCAACAGCGCCCCCAUCAAAGUCACUGUGAUCAGAGCGGACCAUGUGUCUUCGGGGGUCACUAUCCAGCCCUCUAUCGCUGAUGUUCAGGAGGGACAGAGUCUAGAGCUGAACUGUUUCGCUCCUGGAAACCCUCCUCCUCAGGUCACGUGGACCAGGGCCAGUGGACGCCUCUCCUCCAAUCACCAGAUUUUGGGUAAUCAGCUGCGUAUCCUGUCUGCUACCCCUGAGGACUCUGGGGAGUAUAUCUGUCAAGUGCAGGGCCCCUACGGAAGCUCGGGAGGUCAAAUCCGCCAGUCUUCUGUCUCUGUGUCCGUGACUUCAUCCAGUUCACGUCUGCAGAGCCCUAUCAUCGGCACAGAGCCUCACUCGGCCGCGGUGCACGUGGGAGAGACAGUCAGUUUCAGGUGUAAAGUUUACAGUGGAGCUGAGCCUGUGCGGAUGGAAUGGAAAGGCUCCAGUAACCAGCCUCUGCCAGAAAACAUCAAAGUGAGUCCUGAUGGCUCUGUUCUGACCAUUGUGAGCGCUCGUCCAAGUAACCAUGGAGCCUAUCGCUGUGUGGCCAGUAACCCGUUUGGUAUCACCCAAACCAUAGUGUCUCUGAUCGUCAGAGGUGCCACAGACUCCCCAGUUGUCACGGUGACCCCGGCUGGUCCUGUGCGCGUCCGAGUGGGAGAGCCCAUAAACCUGGAGUGCCAGGGCUCAGGGGAGUCCCGUGUCUCAGUGUCCUGGCACAGACUCGACAACAACAGGAAAAUCAUGAUGAGCAGCCCCGUCCCCAUGGACUCCAACGCUGUCAUGCAGAUCCUGGCUGCUCAUCCUGAAGACAGCGGGACAUAUGUGUGUGUGGCCCGUAACAGUAAAGGCACUACAGAGACUAAAGUGGAGGUAUUUGUGGAGGGGGGGUCCCAGCUCCCCUCUGUCCCCCGCGUUGUUGUGUCCGAGUCCCUAAUGAUCGCAGUGGAGGGACAGACAGCUAUUCUACGCUGCGACGCUCAUGGUUUCCCAGAUCCAACCAUCUCAUGGUCGAAGCUGCGUGCUCCGUUGCCGUGGAGACAUAAGAUUGUGGAUAACUCCCUGAUCCUGCCCGCUGUGGGACGUCAGGACUCUGGAGAAUACAUCUGCACUGCCUCCAACAAAAUGGGCGCAUCCGAGGCCACCAUCAAUUUGGACGUGGAGACUCCUCCGUACACCACUUCCACCCUGGAUGACGUGGCAGUGCGUGUGGGUGAGGUGAUCCGGCUGCAGUGUCUGGCUCAUGGUACCAUCCCUCUCUCCUACACCUGGACCAAAGUGGGCGGAGACCUGCCCCCCAGAGCCGAGGUCGAAGGAGGAGAUUUGCAAAUCAACCUGGCAACCGCAGAAGACGCCGGCAGCUACAAGUGUGUGGUCAGCAACCGAGUGGGCAGCAGCGAAGUGGUGGUCAACGUCAAUGUUAGAUCCCCUCUCUCGGUGAAGGUGUCCCCACAGGUGGAGGUGAAAGCUCAGGGCAGUGCAGUGGAGUUCACCUGUUCAGCUGCAGGGGGCGCUGAGAUGCAGAUCGAGUGGCUGAAGGAGGGAGGAGUCCUGCCGCCAAACCACCACGUCAAAGAGGGAGUGCUCAGAAUUGAGAACCUUGAGCAGAGCAAUGAAGGAGUUUACAUCUGCAGAGCCACAAGUGCUUAUGGUCAGGCCCAAGACACAGCCAGACUGACCAUCCAGGCCCUGCCCAAAGUCAUGAUAAACGUGCGUACUUCAGUUCAGACUGUGAUGAUCGGAAACUCGGUGGAGUUUGAGUGUCAGGCGGUAGGAGACCCCCAGCCCACCGUCAGGUGGAGCAAAGUGGGAGGAGCCCUGCCCCCUCACAUCGUAGUGAAGGGGGGCAUGCUGAAGAUCGAGCAGGUGACCGAGGCAGAUGCCGGACAGUACCGCUGCACAGCCACCAAUGAUGUGGGCUCUGUGCAGUCUCAGGUGGUCCUCAAUGUACAGUCUCUGCCUCAAAUCGCAGCUCUCCCUGAAACUAAAGAAGUGACAGUCGGUUCUGAUGCUGUUUUACCCUGCGUCGCCUCAGGAUAUCCACUGCCUGAGAUCAAGUGGUCCAAACUGGAUGGAGAGCUGGCCCCUAAGUGUUCCCAGGAGGCCCACGUUUUGACAGUUCCUCGAGUUUCUCACGAAGACUCAGGCACCUACGUCUGCACCGCCUCCAACAAACAGGGCAAAGUGGAGGCCUUCACCACGCUGCAAGUCCAUGAGAGAGUGAUGCCGUACUUUGCCCAGGAGCCUGUGUCGUACCUCACCCUGCCGACCAUCAAAAAUGCUUACAAGUCAUUUAGCAUCAAGAUCAACUUCAGACCCGACAAUGUGGACGGUCUCAUAUUGUACGCUGGUAUGAUUAUGUACAACGGACAGAAGCGGACCACCGGAGCAGACUUUGUUUCUCUUGGUCUUGUGGGAGGUCGACUGGAAUUCAGGUUUGAUGUCGGCUCUGGCAUGGCCACUAUCCGCGAUCCAAACCCCAUAAAACUGGGUGAGUUUCACACAGUGGAGUUUUCCCGUAACCUGACUCUGGGUUACAUCAGUGUGGAUGGAGGAGAGCCCAUCAACGGCACCUCACAGGGUAAAUUCCAAGGCCUGGAUCUGAAUGAAGAGCUGUAUUUGGGUGGUUACCCCAACUAUACCAUGCUCUCCAAGACCGCCGGUAUCAAGACUGGCUUUGUUGGCUGUGUCCGACAGCUGAUCAUCCAGGGAGAGGAGGUCAUCUUUAAAGAUCUGGACCGCAGCUCCACUGGGGUCUCCAACUGCCCCACCUGCAAAGACCACCCAUGUCAGAAUGGAGGCAGAUGUGAGGAUUCAGAGACCAGCCUCUACAAGUGCAGCUGUGCCCGAGGCUUCACCGGCAGCAACUGUCAGCACCACUCCUCCCUGCACUGCCACACAGAGGCCUGUGGACCAGAUGCGACCUGUAUCAACCGUCCAAAUGGAUUGGGUUAUGACUGCCGCUGUCAUCUGGGCAAGUUUGGAGACAAAUGCAUGGGCGGAGAGCUAGUGACCACUCCUCUGUUUGAUGGGAAGACUUCGUUCAUCUCAUAUCCUCCUCUGACAAAUAUUCAUGACGACCUGCUGGUGGAGCUGGAGUUCAAACCUCAGAGCGCUCAAGGCCUCAUGUUCUUCUCCGGAGGAAAGAAGAUGAAGGUGGAGGACUUUGUCUCCAUCUCUAUGGUGAACGGACACGUGGAGUUCAGAUAUGAGCUGGGCACAGGUCAGGCCGUCUUACUGAGCCCUGAGCCGGUUUCUCUGGGUCAGUGGCACAGAGUGGUGGCAGAGCGCGUGAGGAAGGAGGGGUACCUCCAGGUAGACCAGGGCCCAGUGGAGAGGCUCUCAUCUCCGGGUAAAGCCCAGGGUCUCAACAUCCACACGCCCAUGUUCCUCGGAGGAGUCCCUAACAUGGAGAUCCUGCCCAAACCCGCCAAUAUCAGCCACAUGUUUGAGGGAUGCAUAGGAGAGGUGCUCAUCAAUAACAAGACGGUGGACUUGUCGUACAGCUUCACUGAGAGCAAUGCCAUCAAUAAGUGUGUGGACAACAGCCCCUGUGACCGGCGGCCAUGUUUGAAUGGUGGAGACUGCAUGUCCAACGCAGAGUAUGAGUACCAGUGCCUCUGCAAAGAUGGAUUUGAGGGUGAGCGCUGUGAGGUGGUGAAGGACGUGUGCCAGAGGGACGCUCAGUGUCUCAACGGGGGCAGUUGUGUGCAGGGGCAGUGUGUGUGCAGCCCUGGACACUCUGGUCCCACCUGUGCUCACAGCUCCCCCGAGGCCCUCUGGAGUUUGGAAGGUAGCGGCUCCAAUGAUUCACCCUAUCAGUAUGCGGCUCACUUUGACAACGACGGAUACAUCGCUCUUCCAAAAGCUGUCUUCCCACGAAGUGCACCAGACUCUCCAGAGACAAUUGAACUCGAUAUCAACACCAGUUCAUCUGAAGGUCUAAUUCUAUGGCAAGGCGUGGAACACGGAGAACACGGCAAAGGCAAAGACUUCAUCAGCCUGGGACUACACAACGGACACCUCGUUUUCAGUUACCAGCUGGGCAGUGGGGAGGCACAGCUCAGGUCUCGGAGGCCUAUUAAUGACGGACAGUGGCACAAAGUUACAGCAGUCAGAACUGGGAAGGACGGUUACAUCCAGAUUGAUGGAGAGCCAGCGCUUCAUGGACAGUCCAAAGGCAAAAGCCUGAUGGUCAACACUAAAGGCAGCAUAUACUUAGGUGGCGCUCCAGACAUGUCCAAACUCACAGGUGGUAAGUUCUCCACCGGGAUAAGCGGCUGUGUGAGGAACCUGUCCAUGCUAAAUGCUAAACCUGGACAAAACCCAGCGCAAUCCAUAGACCUCCAAACCCACGCAGCCCAUGGAGUCAACGUACGACCCUGCUCCUUAUCAUAGACCUGGAGGAACUACUAGUACUACUACUACUACAACACACUACUACUUGGUGCUUUGCUGCUGCCAAAAAAUCAAAAUAACAGGAUAUUUCUUUCCAUGUGCAGCGAAAAACCAAAAGAGAGGAGAGAUUUUUGAGAUUUUAAACUACUCUUGUACUCACAAUGAAGGACAUUUAACACAGGAGAUGAGUUUACAUACUUCCAGCAGUUUUAGUUUUAGAGUCAAAACUAAUAGGGCUUUUGCAUUUGGGUCAGAUCCUAUGGAGAGACAAGUUUUUUACAGCACUGAAUUUUUAUUUAUACAUAUGAUUAUAUAAAUAGAUAUAAUAUUUGUGGGGAAAACAUGCAAACUAACCAUAAUGUCUUCAGCUUUUUCCUAUAGAGUUGAUUCUGGGUUGUAAUACUGUACUAUGUGUUCAAGCUUGUUGAUAAACUGCAAAAUUAACUGAUUGUCGACUACAAUAGUUAAGAUCACGUGAAUUCAAAAUAUUAAUCUGUAUUUGAGCAAUUAAAUAAAUC